This is a messenger RNA of Ilyonectria robusta, 1359 nucleotides long. RefSeq names its product aldehyde dehydrogenase mitochondrial precursor. Gene Ontology annotation, molecular function: aldehyde dehydrogenase (NAD+) activity. The transcript is spliced from 3 exons. The record is from RefSeq and is a predicted model, not a curated record. NCBI's taxonomy places the organism in Eukaryota, Fungi, Ascomycota, Sordariomycetes, Hypocreales, Nectriaceae. Bases 1 to 1359 code for a protein of 452 amino acids.
AUGGCUUGUACUGGCCUGGACCCGAAAUCUUACACCAAGUUGUUCUUGAACGGACAAUACGUCACAGCGCAGAACGACGAAACCUAUAGCCUCAAAAACCCCAAGGAUAACACCAUCGUCUGCGAUAAAAUCCCCAUCGCUGGGCCUGCAGAUGUCGAGGCGGCCGUUAAGCACGCUGAGGAGGCAUUCCAUGGACCAUGGAGUCGAUUUACAGCCAUCCAGCGGACUGAGUGCCUACUAAAAUUAGCCUCGCUGCUUGAGGAGGAGCUUAUGUCAAUUUUAACACUUGACUCACUCACAUCUGGGAUCCCAGUUUCGUUGGCCCCAGUUCGUGAGCGAAGUUAUAUCAGAAACUGUGUCCUGUAUUACGCAGGGUGGACGGACAAGCAGAAAGGCGAUUACUUCCCCGCUGAUGAUGGAUUUGUAAAGUUGGUUCGGCAUGAACCGCUUGGUGUCUGUGCUGCCAUCAACCCUUUUAAUGCACCCUUGGCAUGCUUCUUUCUCAAGGCUGCACCGGCACUGGCGACUGGAAACGUCAUGAUUGUGAAGCCCAGUGAGAAAACACCACUGGGAUCCUUGGCUGUCGCAUCCCUAUUUGAAAAGGCCGGCUUUCCUCCUGGAGUCAUACAAGUUAUUACAGGACCCGGAUCUACUGGUGCUUUGCUUGCCGAGCAUAUGAGGAUCCGCAAAAUCAGCUUUACUGGCUCAAUCGCAACGGGCAGAAGGAUCCAAGAGGCUGCUGCCAGAAGUAACUUGAAACGACUUUGUGUCGCUGCCACAAGAGUGUAUGUCCAGAAGGGCAUCGCAGAUCAAUUCAUCAACGAAUACAAGAAAAGGAUGAAGGCAGCUGCGAAUGACUUGGGAGAUCCUCAAGAUCCAGAUGUUCGAUUGGGGCCUAUGGUUGACGAGGGACAGCUUGAGCGGGUAAAACAGAUGGUGGAGCGAGGAAGAUCUGAGGCUGAGCUGGUUGUCGGCGGUGUUCAGCAUGGCGAUACCGGGUGUUACAUGGAGCCCACGGUAUUUUUGAACCCAAAGGAUGAUGCCGAAAUCUACCGCAACGAGAUCUUUGGCCCGGUCAGCAUCAUCAAGACUUUCGAGACGGAGGAAGAGGUUUUGAAGCUGGCCAACGACACCGAGUACGGGCUGAUGUCUGGAGUCUUCACCCGGGACAUCACGCGAGCCCUGCGUAUGUCUUCAGCACUGGAAUCGGGAGUCGUUGGCAUCAACUGUGUCAGCCUGCAAAACAUGCAAGUGCCUUUCGGGGGCAAGAAGCAGAGUGGGGUUGGGCGGGAAUUCGGUGAGUAUGCGCUGAGGCUAUUUACCGAGCCAAAGACGGUCCUUAUCAACAUGGCCGCGUAG